ACAGAAAGUGUUCGGGAGUGGGGGGUGGGGGGAGUGGUCCGCCUUUCCGAUGCGAACGUGUGCGCUCAUGUCACGACCGAGCGCCGCGCCGCGCCACGGGAGCGUCCUGAGUGAUCCACACCGGCGAUGAUAAGCGGACUCUGAAGGAAUAAAACAAUGGGUGGCCAGAUAACGCGAAAUGCCUUCUACGACUCCCUCGGUGGCCCGUUCCCAUCCACAUCACACCGAUGCCACCACAAACCCAAGAGGUGCCUGCAGAUCCAGUGUGGCGGUGUGAGUGGGCCCCUUCCCGUCAGCCCACUUCUCUUCCAUCCGAAUGCCAAGGGCUCCCAGAUUGUCAUGGACCUUGCCCAGAAGACAGUGAAGAGGCAGGCCAGCUUCUGCAACGCCAUCACCUUCAGCAACAGGCCCAUCGUGCUGUACGAGCAAGUCCGCCUCAAGAUCACUAAAAAGCAGUGCUGCUGGAGCGGGGCUCUGCGUCUGGGGUUCACCAUGAAAGACCCUUCCAGGAUAAACCCCGACAACCUGCCUAAGUACGCCUGCCCCGACCUGGUGUCCCAGACUGGCUUCUGGGCCAAGGCCCUGCCUGAGGAGUUUGCCAACGAGGGCAACGUCAUCGCCUUCUGGGUCGACAAGAAGGGCAGAGUGUUCUACCGCAUAAACGAGUCCAGCCCCAUGCUGUUCUUCAGCGGGGUCCGCACAGCCGAGCCCCUGUGGGCCCUCAUUGACGUUUAUGGGCUGACCCGUGGAGUGCAGCUGCUAGGCAGCGAGAUCGUUCCUCCCGACUGCCUGCGCCCGCGCUCCUUCACCACCGUGCGCUCCUCCUCGCUGCGACGCGAGGCAGACGACUCCCGCCUGUCCGUCAGCCUGUGCGACCUCAACCUGCAGCAGGAGGAGGGCGGCAACGCCCACAACCACGCCCAUCACCACACCCUCCACCUGGCCUCGGCCUCCUCCUCCUCCACCUGCCCCAUCCCCCAGAACUCCCUCAACUCCCAGCAGUCCUCCCUGCUGCCGCCCGGCCUGGAGAGCGACCUCCACUUCCACCAGCUGCGCGGCGCCCACAUUAAGACGCUGGACGAGCAGACGGUGGCGCGAUCUGAGCAUGCGCGCGAGGAGCGCACGCUGGUCUUCACCAACCGGCCCCUGCGCACCGGCGAGACCGUCUUCAUCAAAGUCACCAAGUCCAGCCCGGCGCGCUCCGGCUCCUUGUCCUACGGCGUGACGUCCUGUGACCCAGCCGUGCUGCGCCCCAGCGACCUGCCCUACAACCCCGAGGCUCUGGUGGACAGGAAGGAGUUCUGGGCGGUGUGUCGGGUGCCCACCCCUCUCCAGAGCAGUGACAUUCUGGGCUUCCUGGUCAACCAGGAGGGGGAGGUCAUCCUCAGCCACAACGGCACCAACGUGGGCAUGCAGGUGUGCGUGGACAACUCCCGUCCCCUCUGGAUGUUCUUCGGUCUGCAUGGGGCUGUGACUCAGCUAAGGAUUCUGGGUUCAACUCAUCUUGGGGACCCGCGGGCCACAUCCAACCCCAGCUCGCCCUCCUCCUCCCCGCACACCCCCAGCGCCCUGGGCAGUGGGAGCUCCGAUCCAGUCCUGAAUGGAGGCCUGUGCUCCGCCGCUUACUGCAGCUCAGCAGGGGAUACGACCCCAAAUUCACCCGCCAGCCUCCCCAAGUCUCCCACGUUCCCAGCAGGCCGUGGGCCUUGGUCCGACGAGUGCUCUAUCUGUUACGAGAACGCGGUGGACACGGUCAUCUACGCCUGCGGCCACAUGUGUCUGUGCUACGCGUGCGGCCUCAAACUCAAGAAGAUGUCCAACGCCUGCUGUCCCAUCUGCAGACGACAGAUCAAAGACAUCAUCAAGACCUACCGCAGCACGUAAGGGCGGGCGACGGCAAACGGACGGACGGCCUCCGCAAAAUCCCACGGUCAGGGGAAGGAAAUGCCUACGUUCGGUGAAAAAUGAUCUCCGGUACUAUUUUCAUACAAUUAUUGGCGGUUGGUUUCCUCUCGUGACCUUUUCCAAAGCCCGGUACCACCGCUUCGUUUGGGAAGGUCUCCCUCACUUUAGAGUCGUCGCCACAGCCUCCCUGCAGAGGCGGCACUUGAAGUGGCAGGGGGUUCCGCUAACAACUUUGUUCUCGCCAGAAGUGUUUGCUCUCUCCGGGGGGGGGGGGACUUGAAAUACUUUGAAGGAGAAAGGAGGAAAAAAAACCACACGAAUCAAUUCCAAAAUUCUUUCCUUUGUCGAGCCACGUUGUAAGAAUUAGGGACUAACACCCGUUUGCACCAAAGCAAAUGAGUCACUUUGGGGGCUGAAUGUCUCGAUAAUAGCUCUUUUUAAGAUCCUUUUUAAGAGGAUGACUGAAGGUCUGAAAUAUGACGUGGACCCUGAUGGCUAUUUCGGACUCAACCAGUCAAUAAAAAAAGAAGCACACGUAAUCAGCUCAGUACGUCACAACUUGUGUCUGUGUGUUACUGAGCACUGGAAAAAGACAAGUCGGCGAGAGUGAUGGGUUCGCGUAAUCGUCGUGGUGAUUAACAGUGAGUGAUGUGUUUAGAGAUGCAGGGCGGCGCCGAGUAUAUUAAGUAGGAUUGUAACACCUGUUGUUCCUCGUAUAUAUAAUCUGAUGUACCUUCACGGUAGUUGUAAUGCAAACGUCAGUGGUUGCUAUGUCGUUGUGCUAGCUGGCUGCUUGCUCUGCAGUGUGGUGUGUUGCACCGAAAUCAGCGUUGUCCUCUCAGAUAUGCCCCCGAACACCGUCACAGGACGGAGACAUUCACCAGGUCAAACAAUCUACACAGAAGGAAACCGGAAGUCAUUUGGAUUCUCCUCAGGGCCCGAGCGUAUUUUUUCAACGAGAAUAUUUUCCCGAACUCUACCUACAACCAUGCCUAGCACACUGUGAGCAUCGUGACGAAUUGACAGGAUCUUCGGACAAAAACAGCUCACACAACAACGCAAGCAGUCAAAGGAUCGUCGCCAUGGUAUCGAGAAGCCACAACAGAUACAGCUCAGCCUCCUGCCUUAACGCACGGAAGCGCCGUUUGCCGCAUUGCAAAUGGAUCACAUUCUGUGUUUUUUCCUGCCGUUAUCCAAACCCCCCCCCCCCGACAAAUUACCAAAUAACGCUGUUACGUGUCGCAAAAUGUUCACUCAGAGGAGAAAAAAAAGCACACAAAAUUUAAAGCUAUUUUUGUAAUACAAAUCCAUGACAUUUCAGAUGUUGAACUAUUGAAGUGUAUAAGAUGUUUGUAACAGGACGUUCACCAGCAGCAGAGAUCCUUUUACAGAAAUCAUUUCAGGGGCAGGGGUACAAAAAAGCCCAGAUUUUGAAUAAAGGUAUGAUUCCUAUCCUAUUAGUAUGAUCCCUGAUUUCAAUACAAAAGACGUCCUCAUCCAUCCCCCACAAAUUUCACCUGUAAAUACCACAGCUCAGCAGUAAGCCACGGCUUAUGACACAAUACCGUGCGAAGCUGAGAGCCCAUUCUUUUUUUUUAAAUUGUCAUCGUUCUUCAUUUUGUAGAUAAUCAACAAACGGGGCUCAAACCUAUGCUGCUAUGGUAUCUGCCAGCUGCCCUUUCUAGGCAAACGCAGACGGUGAUGGUUCACACAUCCCCCGCUCCCCCAUUACAGUUCGAUUUACGCUACUGCUUGAAGUGUUAAUUCACAUUUUUUUGAAUGUUAACUUAUGUAUUUAGGGGAGAUAGAUGAUUUUUUAUCAGUGUGCUUGAAUUUGAAAAAAACAAAACCCCGCAAAAAGAAAAGUUUUGUCUGUGUUUUUAUGAUUUAAUUUUCAGUUCGUUUGGCGCGAUAAUCACCAUUCUAAGAUUAGUUUGUGUCUUGUUUAUCCAAAAGCAUGAGGAUCUUCUCUUGUUUUCUAAAAGUGAGUAGAUAGAGGGUUUCUUGUUCCUUGCAGCGAUAAGAGAUAUUGCAGUACACAAUCAAAACCGCAUUGCUUUUGGGUGCAAGAUAUAAACUUGUUUUGUUUUAUUAUUACAAUCCAUGAAUUUCAGGUGUUUUGGUUUCUUUUGUAAUUCAUCAUCUUUGUGUGUGAGCCCACGUUAGGGAGCCCUACUACCCACUUCUGUGUUUAUAGCUCCUACGGUUAUAUAGUCAGACAGCCAUCGCUGUAUGGUAAUGAUAAAUGUCACUUUAUAAAGCUACUGAUUGUAAUCUUGUAAAUGUUUAGGCCAGCGUUGCUCUCUGAGAUUCAACCGCGGCAUGUUUUUAUUUUUGUGCAGACACUCCGACCAAAUGGAAAAAUCUCUUUGUUUUUUAAUACAUCGUAAAAAAUGUAAUUCUUCUCUGUAAUUCUUCAGGGUUUUGCACAUCCUUGUGCAAAACCCUGUAUUUAUUAGGGCCUCGUUUUCUUUUCUUUUUUUUUUUUUUUUACAGUUACAGUACAUCCAUCGGUUUUUUUUUAACCUGAGAUCUGUGAACACACAUGAACAGUUCAUACCAAGCUACGGUAAAUAACCAUUUCUCUUUGGAUGAAGGUGUAAAUUAUUUCAUUAAAACAUUUUAAUGAAGGCCUCUGUGCCAAUUCUUGCUUUCUUUUGCAUCCAGAACACUCCCACAGGCUCCUUGAAUGUUACUGAUCCUGUCAUGUAGUAUUUAUUUGCCCAUCACUGAUGUAUGGACUAAAUUCCUCCAAACCUGCUUUUCUUCUUUGUGCGUUUUGUUUCUCUGCGACGGCUCCUCCGUGUCUGGCCAAUCACACAGCAGCACAUUGAGACUAUUCUUUCUGUAGAUCCCCCCCCCCCCGUCAUGCACGUCAUCUGUCCGCGCGGCGUGAACAUCAGGACCAACAGCGGCCGGUGUUCGUUUAGACGAGGAAGCGGUCAUGACACAGCGGCUGAAGAACUUCGCAAUCCUGUUAUUUCUUUCUUCUUUCUUUUCUUUUUUUCAGUUGAAACAUGUGAUUGUUUGUGAGCUCUGUUCAGUGUGUGUCGGACGAUUGUGGUUAAUAAAACUUUCCAGAUGUGUUUGAG
This is a messenger RNA of Scophthalmus maximus (turbot), 4997 nucleotides long. RefSeq names its product neuralized E3 ubiquitin protein ligase 1Aa (gene neurl1aa). The record is from RefSeq and is a predicted model, not a curated record. Gene Ontology annotation, biological process: nervous system development; negative regulation of Notch signaling pathway. Bases 157 to 1884 code for a protein of 575 amino acids. Lineage: Eukaryota; Metazoa; Chordata; Actinopteri; Pleuronectiformes; Scophthalmidae. Gene Ontology annotation, cellular component: postsynaptic density; plasma membrane. Gene Ontology annotation, molecular function: ubiquitin protein ligase activity. The transcript is spliced from 6 exons.